This is a messenger RNA of Oncorhynchus keta (chum salmon), 3183 nucleotides long. RefSeq names its product zinc finger protein 883-like. Gene Ontology annotation, molecular function: RNA polymerase II cis-regulatory region sequence-specific DNA binding; DNA-binding transcription factor activity. The annotation marks the transcript as partial. Lineage: Eukaryota; Metazoa; Chordata; Actinopteri; Salmoniformes; Salmonidae. Gene Ontology annotation, biological process: regulation of transcription by RNA polymerase II. The transcript has 2 exons. The record is from RefSeq and is a predicted model, not a curated record.
UGUUACAGUGAAAGAAGAGAAAGACGUUUCAGUGAAAGAAGAGAAAACGUUUCAGUGAAAGAAGAUGAAGACGUUUCAGUGAAAGAAGAGGAAGACACGUUCAGAGUAAAAGAAGAGGAGGAUGAGAAGGAGGAGGGGGAGAUUACUGUCACAUUGGAGGAAGAAGAGGAGGGUGGUGAUCUGUUUAACACCAGAGAGAUACGGGACUAUCGUGGAUCCUCUGGGGAGCCUCAACAACCUCAUGAUGCUGAAGAGGGAGAGAAGGGUCUCUCCAGAUCAGAACACCUCAAUAAACAAUGUGGGAAGAGGUUUGGUCGAUCUGGAGAGCUGACAGUGCACCAGAGAACACACACAGGAGAGAAAUCUUACAGCUGUGGUCAAUGUGGGAAGAGUUUUUGUCGAUCUGGAGAGCUGACAGUGCACCAGAGAACACACACAGGAGAGAAAUCUUAUAGCUGUGGUCAAUGUGGGAAGAGUUUUUGUCGAUCUGGAGAGCUGACAGUGCACCAGAGAAUACACACAGGAGAGAAACCUUAUAGCUGUGAUCAAUGUGGGAAGAUGUUUGGUCGAUCUUGCCAUCUGACUCUACACCAGAGAAUACACACAGGAGAGAAACCCUAUAGCUGUGAUCAAUGUGGGAAGAGUUUUGUUCAAUCUGACCAGCUGACAGUUCACCAGAGAACACACACAGGAGAGAAACCGUACAGCUGUGGUCAAUGUGGGAAGAGUUUUACAACAUCUGGCUCUCUGACUCAACACCUGAGAACACACACAGGAGAGAAACCCUAUAGCUGUGUUCAAUGUGGGAAGAGUUUUGUUCAAUCUGACCAGCUGACACGACACCAGAGAACACACACAGGAGAGAAACCCUAUAGCUGUGAUCAAUGUGGGAAGAGGUUUGGUCGAUCUUGCCAUCUGACUCUACACCAGAGAAUACACACAGGAGAGAAACCAUAUAGCUGUGAUCAAUGUGGGAAGAGUUUUUGUCGAUCUGGAGAUCUGAGAGUGCACAAGAGAAUACACACAGGAGAGAAAUCUUAUAGCUGUGGUCAAUGUGGGAGUAGUUUUCCUACAUCUAGCGGUCUGACAGUUCACCAGAGAACACACACAGGAGAGAAACCCUAUAGCUGUGAUCAAUGUGGGAAGAGAUUUGCUACAUCCGGCCACCUGACUCUACACCAGAGAACACACACAGGAGAUAAAUCUUAUAGCUGUGAUCAAUGUGGGAAGAGUUUCACAACAUCUGGCUCUCUGACUCAACACCUGAGGACACACACAGGAGAGAAACCCUAUAGCUGUGGUCAAUGUGGGAGGAGUUUUACUACAUCUAGCGGUCUGACAGUUCACCAGAGAACACACACAGGAGAGAAACCGUAUAGCUGUGGUCAAUGUGGGAGGAGUUUUAGUCAAUCUGGAGAGCUGACAGUUCACAAGAGAAAACACACAGGAGAGAAACCUUAUAGCUGUGAUCAAUGUGGGAGGAGUUUUGUUCAAUCUAGCCAGCUGACUUCACACCAGAGAACACACACAGGAGAGAGAUACUCUGAUAAAAGAUAUCUGAUCAAACAUCAGAAAAUACAUACAUGAAGAAGUUGUUUCAAGAUAUCAAUGAAAUAAUGUCAGAAUGUAGAAUUUUUUGAAAACAUUGUAGUAGGAGUAUUUUAAUGAUGUCAGAAUGUAGAAUGUUUUAACAUUGUAGUAGGAGUAUUUUAAUGAUGUCACAAUGUAGAAUGUUUUAACAUUGUAGUAGGAUUAUUUUAAUGAUGUCACAAUGUAGAAUGUUUUAACAUUGUAGUAGGAUUAUUUUAAUGAUGUCACAAUGUAGAAUGUUUUAACAUUGUAGUAGGAGUAUUUUAAUGAUGUCACAAUGUAGAAUGUUUUAACAUUGUAGUAGGAUUAUUUUAAUGAUGUCACAAUGUAGAAUGUUUUAACAUUGUAGUAGGAGUAUUUUAAUGAUGUCACAAUGUAGAAUGUUUUAACAUUGUAGUAGGAGUAUUUUAAUGAUGUCACAAUGUAGAAUGUUUUAACAUUGUAGUAGGAGUGUUUUAAUGAUGUUCUACCUUAUUGUUUGUCCUGUUCAAUUGAUUGUGGCAUGAUAUGGAUAUUAACCUCAGGGGGAAAUCCAGGCUCUGAAUUGAAAGAGUAUUAUUUUACGAAAAAAGAGCUGCGUUACACUUACUGCGUUGGUGACCCACUAAUCAAAAUGCAGCACUUCAAAAUGUAGCCAGCUGUUUUCUACAAGUUGAAAAAGCUGCUUGUUUAAAAAAUAUGAUAAUUGUUGCAGAUGUUUGUGUAUAUACACACACAUGAAAGCUGUACAAUAAAUUGGUCUAUAAUCAAUUGUAUUAACAAUCUGACAUCACUCCAGUAUUUUUUGACAACAUUCAAAUGUUAAUUGUCUUUAUUCCACUACUGAAGAAGCAUGUCUCAAAUCACCUCAUAUUUCAAACAUUCAGCCUGACAAAAUAUACAUGUUUUAUUAUUCCAUGCCUCACCAUUAAGUGAAUACAUAUUAACAAAGGGGUGAACAUUUGGUUUUGAUUUUCAUAAUUAUUUAUGCAACCAGCUGACCCUUUUUGGGUUUUUAUUGGUAAAAUUAUAUUGAUGUUGUUGCCCUGCUUUUAGAAUAUCAGGAUUCAUUCUCAGAUGUUCCAACCCAAAUGUACUGGAGCACGACAUUGGGGACUUGGCCCCGAUCCAACAACAUGCCCAUCGAGUGAACCCUGAAAAGAGAGCGAGAAGUAAGGUGGAAAGUUACUACGGAUAUUGCGGGAGUUGGUUGCUGAUUGUCUCAAGGGUGGGCAGUCAGCAAGUUUUGCAUUUAGCCAGUGCUUGGCCAUGGAUUACAAUUUAUUUUGACUGCAUGUUUUUCCGUAUUGGAGAAUAGAAUUACAAUUUAUUUUGUUCCAAGGGAACGUGAGUUGUAGAAUCUAGUGGGGGAGAAAUAUAGGAUACAUUUGUUGUCUUAACGGGGAAGUUGUUACAGGCUUUGGAUUUGAGGUUGGACUUUCACACACAGAACGCACUGAUUGGUGUCACCUCGUUAUUAUGUGUCACACCUGUGCUGGCUUGUCCAUCUGUUUCUGUGUUUACCUUCAGCAGGAUCCAUCUGUUUCAGUGUUUACCUUCAGCAGGAUCCAUCUGUUUCAGUGUUUACCUUCAGCAGGAUCCAUCUGUUUCAGU